This is a messenger RNA of Saccostrea echinata, 2916 nucleotides long. RefSeq lists its product as uncharacterized. The transcript is spliced from 2 exons. The record is from RefSeq and is a predicted model, not a curated record. The coding region runs from base 1 to 2826 and encodes 941 amino acids. NCBI's taxonomy places the organism in Eukaryota, Metazoa, Mollusca, Bivalvia, Ostreida, Ostreidae.
AUGUGUGUUUUUGCUUGUUUUAGGUCGGUUCGUGUUCGGCAAGACUCUUCAAGUAACGUUGAAGUCUUAAGUGUCCCGGUGUCUCGUGACCAGGCUCUUUUGACUACCCCGAACUAUCUGUACCAGAGCACCGGAUCUUCUGCCCCAGUACUUUUGGACUACGAUCGCUUUGUGUCCAAUGUGGAAGAUAAAAUCAUGACAGACCAGGACUCGGCCCGCUCUCGGUACGAUGCAGCGUACCUUUUGUACAAGAGCAACCCAGCUAUGUUCGAAAAUAUUCCAGACUUCACAAAUCCUAGAAAUGUGUACUCACUGAUCAGCAAACGGCGCACCAAAUCGUAUGAUGAUGUAUCAACUGUGUCAAGGUCAGUUGAUUCCGUGACGUCAGGUUUUCCGCGAAUUUCUCGCACAACGAGCAUGCGCGAUUUACGGCGGGCUGCUGGGUUGCGCACUGUAUCGAGGAAGGGUCGUCAUCACAGCAGUCAGGACCUCAGUUCUCUGACUCUAAAGGAACGAAAAGACCCGAGUAUCACAGCGCUCUUCAUCAACGCCCCCUACCUCAAUCUGAAAGACCUUGAUCAUCUACCGGAAGCAGAUGUACCAAGAGCGACUCGAACAGUAUUUCCCGCCAUCUCAUCGAAGACCCAUGCUCUGAAAAAAGUUCCACCAUUCAAACUGUCAGAUGAUGACAAUAGUUUCUCUCUUCCACGUAUCCCAUCGGAUCUCGGGGAAACGUUGGCAUAUGGAACUAACGGAGAAGAGCGUGCUGACGUCAUCAAGAAGCGGAUUAUCCAUCAUGAUGGUAACUCAUCGGUGACAGUGGAAAAUAAACUUAACAAGUGGUUCUCAGAAAUGCCUGCUGACGUGAAAGAGAGAGCAGACAAUAUGGCCACUGAAGAAGAGACUCGACAAAGUGAAUGUGACUCUGUUCAGAAGAGAAUUUCUAGAAAAUCUCCAAAGGAGCGAGUGCACUUACCCGUGCUUAAACCAAUUAACACAAUACCCAACCAGUUCCUGGAACUCAGAGAAAAUGUGACUCGACCCAUCAGACGUGACGUCACAAUCGACAGAGAACAGUACAAACUAAAACAACGUUCCAUGCUGCAGCUGAAAAUGUUAGACAUGGACGAAAAUAUCCGCCCCGAGCGUCAAAGGACGCAUAAUGAAACCGAAGUGCAAGUGUACUCAUAUAAUGCCGAAAAAUUUCAUCCCCAAGAACAGAAAACUACACUAAAGGACCUCGUUAACGCCAAAAAACAAGAUGGCGACGGAAUUAAGAUUGUUAGUAUUGACGAGUUUGCAGUGGAGGCUUAUGAAAUUCACCCAAACGACAAGUUUAACUUUGCCAAACAAUCCAACGAUUUUCACCUUGGAACAUCUGCCUUAUCUCGAGCACGCACGUCCAUGGAUUUAUCGACGAGACAGCGCAACAGUCUUUAUAACACGCCCACCUUCAGUUUUUACCAAGAUGAACAGAUUGAGAAAAAGGCCAAACUCAGUGACCAACCGCUUAAUCGAGCUCUAACGGUGGUAAAGAUCGAAAAGCCAAGGGAAGGAACCAAGAGCGACCUUACUGGUCCAGAACACAGAGAACUGGCAUCCUCAGGGUCUCAUUCCUCGGUUAGCAUUAGGAAUGGCCGAAGCGCAAGGCCACCUACAAGAAGCACAAGUUUAGAACCAAUCAAAACAGAAGCUAAAAAGGAACUGUUGAAAUUUAAGAGACUAGACGUGUUUGGAGAUGGCGAUCCCCCAGUGUCGGCUCAUGUGGCUGUAGUAGAUAAACCACUUGUGAAGUUGGACCUGCGUCGUUCGCCCCCUCAGUGGCAUAGGUCCCCAGAAACCUUUUCUAAUCCUCCGCUCCCAUUGAUUCACCGCGAUAUAAAAACGGAACUUCCCGCUAUGACGUUUCAGUUUUCUACUGGCGAAGUUAUUAUCUCCAGAAACGCGGCAAAUGCUUUAAGUCCCCCACGUGAUCAUCAACGUCACAGUUUCUAUCCAAGUCGAGGCCCUCUUAAACAUUCAAGUUCCACCACACCAACUCUCCCGCGUUCUGAAUCGUCCUCGGUGCAGGUUGAGCGGACGAAUCAGCCUCCCGCAAGGUCAGUCUCAGAUGACGCUUCAACUGACUGUACCAUGACACCUGACUUUCGGAACAUCUCAGAGUUCAACCUAACGGGACGAGGAAGACCGCGGGGACGCCUAUGGGACUUUGAUGGCGACAUUCCUCACCCAGAAAGUCUGCUUGGAUCUAGGAAAAAUACAAUCGAGGAAAUUCCAGAGGAAACAAUGGAUCAGCUUUCGCCUGAUCCCCCGGUAUCUAAAACCCCGAAACAAAUGAAAGUACCCGACAUACAUGACAAUCCAUCAGCAAGCUCCCCUAAACAGAGUCCGAACACUACGCCAUCAGAUCAAAUUCCAUCUCCUGUCGAAGCAAAUGAACAAGCAAAAGAAGUGAAUACGUCUGAAGAGGUACACAAUUUACAGUCUGAAUCACCAUGCAAAAAUUUGGCGGAUCCAAGUAUUAAAAAUGAGGCACAACCGACGUCUUCUCCACCAGCAACACUGAAAGAAGACACUAAAGAAGAGAAAGGUGGAGAAAAGAAAGAAGUACAAGAGCUGGAGAAGGAAGAAAGAAGAGUGGAAGACGGGGUCAAGGAAGAGAAACAAGAAAAGACAGAGACACAUGAAGUGAGAGAUAAAAAUUCCAAAAGAGAUGUUGCGACGUCAGCGACGUCCUUAAUUGAGGCGAACGCUAAACGACAGACUGCCUCCAGCAAGAACACUGACCGUUCUACAGACUCCAUCACUGAGGUGUUUGGGAAAUAAAAUUACACAGUGCUGAAGACUGCCGUUAACCGUGACGAUUUAGAGAGUGUACUGCCGGCCUUGCUAUGCAAGUUGUAGUAUUUACCAUAU